AUGAGUUUCUCUAAGUAAGAAUCAAUCAUUUAGUCAUCAUUAACAAAAUCGCAUAUGCGCUACUUGUCUCCUCAACUUGGAGAGCGCAAUGGAGGAUCUGUUAUUCAGCGAGAAACUAUAGUGAAUCCAUAGCUAAGAGAAUCCUAAUUUUUAUUAUCAUCAACUCCAAGAGAGACUGUCAUCCCUUUAGAUGUUCAAUACACUGUCACUAAGAAAGUGGAUUAACAAAAUUUCUCUGAUUAUGAAGUCAGGAUCCAAUCUCUAUUGCAUGAAGUUGAAUUGUGGAGAAAACGAUAUUUGGAUCUGAUGGCCAUGUAUGACAAGAACAUAGCAAAUGAAGAAGUGGUAUAAAUAUAGUAUGGAUUUUUAUAGAUUAAAUUAUAAGAGGCCAAGAUACAAUUGUUAUACGGGGAGAACAAUGAUUUGUAUGGAUAGAUUAGAUCCCUGAUCAAAGAAAAUGACGAAUUGAAAAUGAGAUUAAAUACAUAUGAAUUAAACAAUUCAAUUGAGGAGACAAAGAAUAACUAUGGUAUUAUUGGUUUCUAUGUUUUAGAGAACUUGUAAGUAUAAUUGAAGAGUAGAUUAGGGGAAUUGGAUGAAUGGAGAGACAAAUACAAUAAAUUGGAAGCUGAGUUGAGUAGGUACUAAGCAAUUGAAAUUAAGAAUGUGUAGGUUGAAGGGCAAUUGAAAGGACUUGAAGGUUAGGCUAAUUAAUGGUAAGAUAGAUAUUGGGAAAUGGUGGAUGAGAGAAAUAAAUUAUAAAAUUAAAUCUUCGAACUCAAUGAAAGACUGAAUGCUGUUUAAAUUGAGGCUGCCUAGAGAAACAAUGCAACUGAAAUCAAAUUAAGAGAUGCUGAAAUUCUGAAAUUGAAAAAUUUGAUUCAGCAUUUACAAGGUUAGGUUGAUGAAUGGAGAAAGAAGACUUUGUAAAUGGAAACUGAAGUUGAAUUAAAAUAAUAAGAUGUUGAAGCUUAGAAGAUGAAGAUAGUCAAAUUACAGGAAUAAUUGAAUAAUUUGAGCAUGACUAUUCAAUAAAAGAGUAAAUUAAUUAAUGAAUAGAAUCUUGAAAUUACUAAUUUACAAAAUAAAUUAUUGGAAAUCAAUGUAUUGAAUUAAGAAAUAGGCAAUCUCAAUGAAAUGUUAUAGGUAUAAUUGACGGCAAUGACAGAAUUAAGAAAAGAAAUUUCUAGAUUAGAGAAUAAUUGUGGAGAAUUGAGACAUGAAAAGUUGUUAAAGAUUGAAUUUGAAAGUGAAAAUAAAAGAUUAAUAGUGGCUGUUGAAGAACUCAAACAAAUAGCUAAUGAUAGAAAGAAUCAAUUGGAUGCACUCAAAAUUAAAUAUGGUAAUCUAGAAAUUGAGAAGAAUUAAAUUCAAUAAAGAUUGGAAGAAACCAAAUAUCUGACUACUUAAAUCAAACAAUUAAAUAAUGAAAAUUAAACAUUAAUUAGAAGAGUCAAAUAUUUAGAAGAUCAAAUUGAAGCUAAUAAAAUUGAAAUAUAAGAUUUGUAAGCUAGAAUUCAAUAAUUAAAAUUGUUUGAAAUUGAUAAUAAGAAACUCAAUGAGCUUAUCAUCUUGAAAGAUAAUGAAAUCUAAAAUCUAAGAAGAAAACUAACUUAAUUUGAAUUACAACCUAAGAGUAAAGACACAAGCGAAUUAGAAGCUAGAAUUAAAUCUUUGUUGAAUGUUAUUGAGUAAUUAAAAGCAGAAUUUGCUCAAUUAUAAGAACAAUAUGAUAAAUAAAGUAAGUAAUACAUGUUAUUGUCUUAAUAAAUGGUUUCAAUUGAAAUUACAUAAGAAACUCGUAUUGAAGAUAAAACUGAAGUGAACUAAUGGGCAUUAAAAUCUAAUCAAUUGUCAUCUGAAUUAGAUCUAUUAUCUAGAUUGAACUAAGAAUUAUAAACAAAUUGUGAUUUCUUAAAUGAUUAAAUGAGAUUGCUACAAAAAUAAUUAAUAGCUAGAAGAUAAGAAGUUGAAGACUGGAGAAGAUAGGCCGGUAAUUAUUAUGUUGAUGCUACCGAAGCUAAGAAAUAACUCAAAGAAUUAGAAGCACAACAAGCUUUAUUGAACACUGAAAACACCAAAUUACUUAAUGAAAUCAAAUAACUUAAAAGUCAAUUAAUAGAUGAAUAGAACAAUUCAUAAAAGAUUUCCUUAUAAUCUGUUGAGCAAAAUUUGAAAUCUUAAGGAGAAAUCAAUCAAAUGGUUUAAGACCUCUAAUAUUUAAAGAUUCAAUUGCAAAUAAAGACAGAAGAUUGUGAAAAUUAGAGAAGAAAAUACUUACAAUCAGAAUAGUUAAAUCACGAUUUAAAGGGAAUUGAAGAGAAAUAUACCUAUGCAAAUGCAUAACUCACUUAAAGUAAAUUGGAUAACGAAAGACUCAAUCAAUUAUUAAGAGAACAAUCUUAAAGUUAACCUUAGGCUCAAAAUAUUAACGAAUCUAAUGAAGUGCUUUAAUAAUAAUUGUAAUAACUCUAAAGUAGAUAUGAUAAAUUACAAUAAGAAUUCUUGAAUACAGCUACCUAGAUUCCUUUAUUGAAAUAAGAACUAGCAGACAAGGAUUUAACACCUUUAUAAAAGAGAAUUGAUGAAUUAUUAAAGGAAAAUCAAAAAUUAACUUUAGCCUUCCAAAAUAAGGUGAGAGAAUGUGAAGAGUUAAGAAGUAGAUGCAAUACCUAGGAAUCUAGAAUUACUGAUUUGAGAUUCUUGGAAAAGAGUUUACCUGAAUUAUAAGGAUAAAAUCGUUAAUUAUAAUAAUAAAUUGAAGAUUAACUUAAUGAGAUGACAUUAUUAAAUACAGAUAUUGAUAAAUUGAAUUAAAAAAUUGCCAAAUAUCAAUUAUAAUUGAAGAACUAUUAAAUUUUAUAGAAUGAAUAUGCUUCUUUGAAGAGCAUUAGUAAUGUAAAAGAUUAAGAUAUUGCUAAAUUAAAGACUUCUAACUAUUUGAUUGGAACAGAUCUAGAAAAUACUUAAAAGAUCAGAUAAGAAUACGUUGAUAAAUAUGAAAAGGCAGCAUCAGAAAAAGAGGAGAUCAAGGCAACAUUGACUUAAUUAUAGAUGGAAGUUGAUAGAUUAAAUAAUCGUCUAGGCAAAGCAGAAGUAAAGGCACUUGAAGCAGAAAGAUUAGGUUAGAAAUUAAUGAUUGUGGAAGGUCAAUUAGGACAAUCCUAAGAGGAAAACUUUGCAUUAUAAACCAAAAACCAAUAAUUGAGUAGUCAAGUAAAGGCUCUCCAGACUUAAAAUGAGAAUCAAGAGUUUAAGAUUAAUCAAUUGAUACCUUUUAGAAACCAAUGGGAAGAUUUAUAACAUAUUGUUUAAAAAGAUUAAAAUUCCUUGGCCAAUAUUUAAGUACAAUUAGCUUAAGCCACAGAGACAGCUAAUCAAUACUUAAAGGAUUUGUAACACGCUUAAGAGCAAUUAAAGAGCCAAGAAUAAUAGAUUCAAGAAAGAUCCAAAGUUAUUGUGGAAUUAGAAUAAGCAAAUGAAUAACAUAUUUCAUAAUUGAAUCAAUUCCAAAAAAGAAUCAAUGAAAUCUAAGAAGAGAAUUUCUAAUUGAAGGUUACAAAUCAAAAUGCAGUUUUGAGAUUAAAGAAAUUAGAAGCUAUUGAAACAGAUUAUGCCAAAAUUAUUGAGGAUUCUUAAUAAUUAUAAGAUUAACUAAAUGAUUUGAAAGAAAAAUUGAAAAUCAAAGAAGCUGAGGCUGCUUAAUUCUAAUAUUGGAAGGAAAGUUUAGAAUCAAGAGUAGCAUUGUUAGCCUCUGAAAUUGAAAGAUAAAAGCAUAUGGUCAAGACUAAAAAUGAUGAAAUUGAUAAUUUGAAGGAAGCUAAUCAACGUUUAGAAACAUUAGUUACUUAAUUAUCAGCUUUUGAAGGAGAUGCUAGAAGAUCUGAAGAAUAAAUUAUUUAAAUGAAAGGAUAAAUUGAUACUAUUAAACAAAACUUAGCUCUUAAAUAAAAGGAAUGCGAAGAUCUUAAGUAAAUUAAGGAAAAUGUUGAACAAAAGAACACCACCUUAUUAUAGGACAUAGAUUCUUUGAAAUCGAACCAAUUAACUUUAAGUGUUAAAUCUGAGGAUCUCAUAUAAGAAGUCUAAAGAUUACAAAACGAAUGCAAUUAAAUGAAAUAAUUUAAUGGAAUCAAAAAUGAAUUAGAAAGCAAAAUCUAAGCCUUAAAUAAAUAAUAGGAAGAGUUAUAAUAGUAAUUGCAAAGUAAGAACAGAGAGUUGUUGGAUUUGAAACAGAAAUUAAAUGAUUAUGAUUCAUAAAACUAAAUUAUCAAGCAAUUACAAGUUGAAGAAUAGAAAUUACAAUUAUAGAUUGUUACUUAAAAUAAAGAAAAGGAGGAAUGGCAUGCAAAAAUGGAUUUAUUAUAAAGAUAAAUUGAAAAAUUAGAAAAAUCAAAAAAUGAUCUUGAGAAUAAAUGCGCUCUGUUGGCAGGACAAUUAGAGGUCUAAAUUCAAAAAUAUUCAAAAUCAUAAGGUGAGAAUAGUAGAAUGAAUGAUCAAAUUGUCAUGCUUACAGAUGACAAUGAUAGAUUAACUUAAUCACUUCAAAAUGCAUUAAUCGAGUGUGAUGAAUUAAGAAAGAAAGCAUAACCAUUAUAGACUUCCUUUAUUCAAAAUUCAACAAUAAUUAAAUCAUCUUCAGUAGUUCAUAGUUGA
Paramecium tetraurelia is the source of this 4656-nucleotide messenger RNA. RefSeq lists its product as uncharacterized. Lineage: Eukaryota; Ciliophora; Oligohymenophorea; Peniculida; Parameciidae. The record is from RefSeq and is a predicted model, not a curated record. The transcript has 3 exons.